CUAAUAUUACAAAUCUAGCUGUUCAACCCACCAAACCUGAUAAACAAAAACAAAACUUAGAAAUCCUAAUCACAUCCAGAAUACAAAUUAAACAGCAACUCUAUCUCCAAAUUCAACUCGAAUUCUCUUAUUACUUACCUGAUCACAAUGUCGUAUAGAAACCUCCACCAAGUCAAUAUCUUUUCCUUCAUACUUCACACCAAAAAACAUAAGCACAACAAGAAAAACAAGAAGAAGAGAAUUACGAGCAUCCUCCUUCUCUGAUUGUUGAAAAUGGGUGCCCAAUAUACCAAACAGGUGGAUCGGAGGAAGGCAAUUGCCUCCGAGAAGAAAACUCUUGAAGAUCUUGAGAAAAAAUCUGGUGAUGACUUUCCAGGAUCGGACUAUCAUCCUUCUGAUCGGAAGAAUUGGAUGUCAGGUUUAGACCCGAGCAGAAUUCAUAUUAACAAGAUUGUUUGGCCGGGUACUCAUGAUUCAGCAACCAACAAGAUUGGAAUUAGAUUCAUUUCUCGUCCAUUUGCUCAAACUCAAUCUUUAUCAAUUUAUGAACAGCUUGUUCUUGGCACUCGGCUGUUGGAUAUCCGAGUUCAAGAAGAUCGACGUGUUUGUCAUGGCAUUCUCCUGACUUAUGGGUUUGAUGUUGUAGUAAAUGAUAUCAAGAAAUUCUUGUCAGAGACAGAAUCCGAGAUUAUAAUUCUUGAGGUUCGGACGGAGUUUGGUCAUGAAGAUCCACCUGAAUUCGACAAGUACUUAGAGGAACAACUCGGCGAACACUUGGUCCAUCAAGAUGACCAUGUUUUCGGAAAGACGAUUGCUGAAUUGUUACCGAUGAGAGUUAUAUGUGUAUGGAAGCCAAGAAAGUCACCUGCACCAAAGAAAGGCAGUCCGUUAUGGAGUUCCGGGUACUUGAAAGACAAUUGGAUCGACACUGAUCUACCUGCGACCAAGUUUGAGAGUAACAUGAAACAUUUGAGUGAACAACCUCCAGUUUCAAACAGGAAAUUCUUUUACAGGGUGGAGAAUACAGUUACACCUCAGGCAGAUAAUCCAGUUUUAUGUGUGAAACCAGUGACCGGCAGGAUUCAUGGAUAUGCAAGACUGUUUGUAGUCGAAUGUUUUAACCGGGGCUUUGCGGAUCGGUUACAGGUUUACUCUACAGAUUUCAUCGAUGCCGGUUUCGCUGAUGCCUGCGCUGGACUUACUAAAUCAAGACUAGAGGAUCAGAAGCCGCAGGUUUCUGACAUGUAAAUCAUGCAUAUAGUUUCAUUAUCAUAAUAUUCCUUCUACUUUCAUUCUGUUCAUUCCCAUUGUUUGUGUAAGUAAGUAAACUUAGGACAAAUUAUCAUAUCUAAGGAUUGUGCUGCGUUUAGUGUAUUCCCUUGUUCGAAUAGAUUCAACAGAAUAUGUUUAGUUUGGCUUUCUUUCAGAAAGUAUGUAAAAAAGGAGUGAAAUGUGUGAUUAUUCUUAAGUAUGAAUAACAAUUUCAGAAGUUUCUUUCUGUUUGCAA
Molecule: messenger RNA, 1507 nt
Organism: Papaver somniferum (opium poppy)
Lineage: Eukaryota; Viridiplantae; Streptophyta; Magnoliopsida; Ranunculales; Papaveraceae
Product: PI-PLC X-box domain-containing protein DDB_G0293730-like
Exons: 1
Coding region: 274-1248 (324 amino acids)
Biological process (GO): lipid metabolic process
Molecular function (GO): phosphoric diester hydrolase activity
Source: RefSeq, a predicted model, not a curated record